AGCAUGCGCUGCCUGGAGCAGCAGAGCAGAGCAGAGCAAUCCCAGCGAGCGGGCACCUUGGUCACCCCUGCCCGAGGCAGCUGCCAGUCGCCGACCGGGACACGAGUGAGGAUCGUCCGCAGGCUUGCUGGCUUUGCCCCAACCCACCUGGGUCAACCGCUGCAAGAAUGCCUGCAGUUUUCUCGGUGGCUGAGCUUAUUUUGGGUCUCUGUGUCACUCUUGCCUGUGGAGAUACAGAAGUAAGGUUCGCAGGCCAAACCAAUUUUGUGGUGUACGAAACAAGUAUUUCAGUUAUACGCUUGGUUAUUGAAAGGAUCGGAACACCAGCCAAUGUCACAGCACUUUUACUGCUUCAAGGGGAAGAUACAGACGAUUUUGAGGCUACGUCGGCUGCUGCCCGAUUAUUAGCAACUGAAACAAAUAAAACUGUGUACAUCGCAGUCAAGGAUGAUCAUUUUCCAGAAGCGGAUGAAACGUUCGUUUUUUCACUAAGUUUGCAGGGAACCUUUGCAGAUGUUAUGCUUGGAAUUCCCAAUAUUGCCAGAGUAACCAUUCUGUCAAAUGAUAAUGCCUUUGGGAUUAUUUCUUUCAACAUGUCUUCCACAAUCAUUGUCAGUGAAGCAAGGGAGAGAAAAGAACUUGUGCCGCUUAUACUAAUCAGAAAGAAAGGAACCUAUGGGACCGUAACUGUGACCUUUGAGAUUACAGCAGGUCCAAAUUCUGCAGAGGAAGACAUCAGUCCAGCAAAAGGAACAAUUGUUCUUCCUCCUGGGAGAGCAGUAGUCGAAUAUAACCUUACCAUUUUAGACGAUCAGAUUCCUGAAAAUGAAGAAGUUUUCACUGUCCGGUUGACGAGUGUCGAGGGAGGAGCAGAAAUUAACGCUACGCAAAGUAGUUUUCAACUUGAAAUCAAGAAAAAUGAUUGCCCAUUACGAUUAGCACAAGCGUUGUACACUGUGCCUGAGACAGUUGGUGUAAUAACCAUACCAGUCAUUCGGGGGAAGGACCAAGAUGGACAAAUAAUUGGUUCUGACGAUGUUCUGAUUUCUGUUAAUUACCAGAUAAUAACUGGCAACGGUUCUGCCAAUGCCUUGUUACAGUCUGAUUUUAUUGAUCUCCAGCCAAACGAGACCAUUAUUUUCCCUCCGUAUGUUUACGAAGUAAAUCUGAAAUUUCUGAUUAUUAAUGAUUCUAUCCCUGAAAUUGCAGAGUCAUUUCAGGUGCUUUUACUUGAAGAUACAAUAAUAGGAGACGCAGUGCUGCUAAGUCCCAGUAAAGUCCAAAUUGUCAUUGAGCCAAAUGACAAACCCUAUGGAGUUCUGUCCAUUAACAGCAAACUUUUAGCACAGAAAGUUGCAAUUGAUGAAGAUACAAUGACAAGAUUUGAUGGAAUUACUAUUGUAAGGAAUGGUGGUGCACAUGGCAACAUCUCGGUGAACUGGAUUAUUUCGAGGAGCAGUAACGAUUCCUCAGCUGUUACUGAAGACCUCGAACCAUCUUCAGGAACUCUGGAAUUUGUAGCAGGACAAAUGAUGGCUCUUGUGCCCCUCUUUAUUGUCAAUGAUGAUACACCUGAAGAAGCAGAGGCUUAUCUUUUCCGGCUGUUAAACAGUACAAUAAAAGGAGGAGCAGAACUGGAUGAACCCACGCAAAUUAUAUUUUAUAUUCAAGACAGUGAUGAUGUUUAUGGCUUAAUUGGCUUCCAUUCUAUGGAGGGACAAGAAAUUGAAAGUAGCCCAACCGGGCGGUUUCUGUCCUUGAGUUUUGGCAGGCACAAUGGUACAGUUGGGGUUGUGCAGCUGAACUACACUGUGCUGUAUAUCCCUGCUGGUGACGUGGAUCUUUCCAAUGCAAAGGAUGAUAUCCUCAAUGUUUCCAGCAAAAACAGUGUCAUCUUCAUGCCAGGACAGUCACAGAUAAGCAUCAAGUUGCCAAUAAGAAAUGAUGCCUUCCUUCAAAAUGGAGCGAGCUUUCUUGUGCAACUGGACACAGUGGAGCUGAUAAACAUCCUUCCUCUUGUUCCAUCAGUGAGCCCCAGGCUUGCUGAUUUGCUAAUGGUCUCACUAAUAAUUACACCCCAGUUGGCAAAUGGAGAAGUUGGAUUUACCAGCAAUGAAACACUUCUUGUUCAUGAACCAGAAAACGCCUCUGAUAGUCAGAUCUAUAUUGCUUUGCAACGCGAUGGAACUGAUGGCUCUGCCGAGGUGUUCUGGCAUUUAGAGCCUGCAGGGGUUAAUCAUAACAGAAACAGCGAUGACCUCAGCCCAAUGAAUGGUUCUGUUAAAUUUCUGUCUGGCCAAAGCAAUGCAACAAUCAACAUCACAGUAAAAUCGGACGACCUGCCCGAAAUAAAUGAGACUUGGAUUAUCUCUUUAGACCGAGCUAGCCCGGAAAAUCAGAUCAUGAAAUCAAAUUACAUCAGUAGGAAAAUAAUUAUUUUACAAAAUGAUGACCCGGGUGGAGUAUUUGAAUUUUCCUCGGAGACAAGAGGACCAUAUUUUGUGCAGGAAGGUGUUGCCUUUGAUCUCAAGAUUAUACGAUACCACGGUGCACUUCUGAAGCAAUUCUUGCGCUAUGUUGUGGAACCAAAAGAAACUUUUGAGUUUUAUGGGAAUACGGGAGUUUUGGAAUUUGACCCCGGUGAAAGGGAGGUAGCAAUAACAUUGUUAGCAAGACAGGAUGACGUACCAGAGCUGGAUGAACACUAUUCUGCAACACUCAGCAGCCACGGUAUACAUCCAAGCAAAUUAGGAGCUGCUACUCAAGUCAAUAUAACAGUUAUGAAGAAUGAUGACCCUCAUGGUGUGUUACAGUUCAACACUCUAGAAUUGACGCAAAGCAUAAAUGAAAGCAAAGAUAACAUUUUAAACAAAGCUGACUUUACUGUAAUCCGUGACCGAGGAACAUUUGGCAGUGUUGAUGUCCACUGGAGAUUGGAGCCUGCGUCCACUAACGAUGUUUACCCUGUCCAAGGUGUGGCCAGCUUUAAAAGUGGUGAAUCUUUGAAGAAUAUCACUCUGCAAUCCAUUCCUGAUUCUGUUCCUGAGGAAAUUGAAACUUUCGUAAUCAUCCUUUGGAAUAUCACUGGCGGUGCUGAGCUUGGCAGUGCACUGAAUGCAACGUUGUUUAUUAAUAAAAAUGAUGAUCCCAUUUAUUUUGAAGAGCCAAUUGUCAUCAGAGUCCAAGAAGGUACUGUCGGUAAUUUCACUGUUGUGAGAAAUGGAUCUGCAGACUUUGUAGCUGUUGUUGUCUACGAUGUUGUAAGUGGAGGAGCCGUGCAAAGUGAAGGAGAUUUUCAUUCACAAACUGAAAACAUGACACUGGUAUUUGAGGUUGGAGAACAAAAGAAGACCAUUUCUGUGAUUAUUAAUGACGAUGAUAUUCCUGAAACAGAUGAAACGUUCUACAUUGUUUUACUUAAUUCUACAGGGGAUGUCGUUGUAUAUCAACCUGAGAGAGCCACUGUUAUUAUUGAAGCAAAUGAUGAUCCUAAUGGAAUCUUUUCACUAGACCCUUCUGAAAAGGCAGUUUUUGAAGGAAUGACCACCAAUUUUAUGAUUAUGAGAGAGCGAGGAACAUUUGGAAAUGUCUCCGUUUCAUGGCAGCUAUUUUUCAAUGGCACUUUCUUGGAACCUGGGCAAGAGUUUUCAGAAUCAUCUGGGAUUGUGGUCUUCACUACUGGAGAGGUAGCCUCCCCUGUAGCACUCCAUGCACUUCCUGAUGGAAUUCCAGAAUUUAAUGAAACCUAUGUUUUAAGGUUGCUCAAUGUUUCAGGUGGAACUCCCGGCUCUGGCGGUCAAUUAUCAAAUAAGAGUUUAAGUGUCAACGUUGUGAUUACAUUUAAUGAUGAUCCUUUUGGAGUUUUCAUUCUGGAUGCUGAAAGCCAGGAGAGGGGAGUUGCUGAAGAUGUGCUUUCAGUCGAGGACAUGUCCUAUAUAACAAACUUCACAAUUCUGCGGCAAAAAGGCGCAUUUGGAGAUGUUCGAGUCGGAUGGGAGAUACUGUCCAAUGCAUUCAGAAAUGGACUGCCUGACAUGACGGACCUCAUCCUCGUUGGAACGUUUCCCAGUUCUGUUGAAUUCCGCCCUCAUGCCAGACGGCAUCGCACGGGGACAGAUGUUCUGUACUUCAGUGGGGCAGAGCAUGUCUACGGAACUGUUAGCCCAGAAUAUCAUCCCAGGAUGAAUAGCACAAUUAAUAAUUUUACAUUGACUGCUUGGGUGAUACCCGAUCCCAACACUAAUGGGUUCAUCAUAUCAAAAGCAAGUGACAAUGGCACCAUUUAUUAUGCUAUGAAGUUGAUGACAAAUGAAUCCUUUAUCUCAGUAACGUUUUGCUAUAACCUGUUGAGCUCAAAUAUUACCAAUGUUGUCUCAGUAACUGCAUUGAAAUAUAUGGACGAAAAUACUUGGAUACAUAUUAUAAUUGUAGUGGCGGAUGGAACAAUUGAAUUUUAUUUGGAUGGGAUUCUACUUCCACAUGGCAUCAAGUAUCUCAAAGGAGAAACAAUUGCAGAUGGACCUGGUAUUCUAACUGUUGGGGCAACUGCUGAUGGGCAGAACAGGUUCACAGGACUAAUGCAAGAUGUGAGAAUAUAUCUCUGUAAACUGGACCGAGAUGAAAUUCACGAAAUUCACGCUAGCCCAGCAAAGGCUGAUCUGCACCCAAUAUCUGGAUACCUGGAGUACAGAAGAGGGGAGAGGAAGAAGUCAUUCAUCGUUGCUGCAAGAGAUGAUGCUGAAGAGGAAGGGGAGGAAUCUUUUGUCUUAAAACUGACAAGUGUGAAUGGUGGAGCCAGAAUCUCGCAGGACAAUGCCACGGCCAGGCUGCGAAUAGAGAAAAGUGACAAUGCCAAUGGAUUGUUUGGUUUCACCGGCACCUGCAUACCACAGACAUCCAGUGAAGGGUCAACAAUAUCAUGUAUUGUUGAAAGAACAAGGGGCGCCUUGGACUCUGUCUUUGUGAAUUACAAUAUCACCCAGGUUGAAUUUGACCACAGCAAUAUGAGUGAUUUUGGCAAUCCUAUUGGUACUAUCACCUUUGUUCCCUGGCAAAACUCUGAGGUUUUGAAUGUCCAUGUUCUAAAUGAUGAUUUACCUGAGCUUGCUGAGCACUUCAUAAUUUCCCUGGUUUCAGCGAUUUCUGGAGACGGGAAAGUGGGCUCUACUCCAACUAGUGGGGCCAGCAUAGACCCAGAGAAAGCAAGCACACAAGUCGUAAUAAAAUCUAGUGACCAUCCAUAUGGUUUACUGCAGUUUUCCACUGGACCACCACCGGGAACAAAUGUAAUUGUCUCGCCUGCGGUCUCUGUACCGAGUGUUACCGUGAAGGAGGAGGUUGGUUCACUCGGAUUGCUUGUAGUUCGUGCCCAAGGCCUUCUGGGCAACGUCGUGGUUGUGUACCAAACUGUUCCCCUGACGGCUGCGAGCCCAUCCGAUUAUCAAGAUACAGCAGGCACUCUAGAUUUUAAACCUGGAGAGCAAUAUAAAUACAUAACUAUAAAUAUCACCGAUGAUUCUGUUCCUGAACUACCCAGCAGCUUUAAAGUGGUGCUAUCAAACUCUGAGAAAGUGGCUGAACUGCCUGGCGUAGGUACCAGUGGUAGUGGCGAUGGUGAGGUGGAGUUUGUUCUUCCAGCUUUCUACAUGCAUGCUAGCCUUGGGAUAGCAUCUGAAAUCAUCGUUACCAUUGAUGUCUCUGAUGAUGCCUAUGGAGUGUUUCAAUUCAGCAGUGACUCUUUACAGGCAAAGGGUACAGAACCUGAAGGGGGUCAUGACGUUGUAUUAUUACAGGUAUCCCGUGCUGGUGGUGCUCUUUCCCAAGUUAUUUUAUUUUGGGAUGUGGUCUCUGACCCUAACAAUAAUUUGGUCGAUAUCCAUGGCAACAUCACAUUUGAAACUGGGCAAACACUGGCCGACAUAGUGCUGCAGGUGGCUUCAGAUGAUGUGCCGGAAUUGGACGAAGAGCUUCUGAUAUACGUCAGCAAUGUUUCCAAAGGACGCCUGGGGACUCUAGUGAAUGCCACCGUGACAGUUCUGGCUGACGAUGAUCCUUAUGGGGUGUUCACCUUUUCGGUAAGAAGUCGACCGGUUCGAGUUGAGGAGGAGGACCAGAACGUGACGCUGACAGUGGAGCGACACGGUGGAUUCUUCGGUAUUGCCGUGGUCACGUACGCAACUGUCGAGGACACACGAUCAGCUGAUCUGCCAUCCUUCAUUGCUCAAGCAAUGGGUGAAAAUGAUUACCUUGCCAUAUCUGGGUCAAUAAUCUUUGAAGCCAAUCAAAUGGAAGCUAACAUAACUAUUCCCAUUCUGGAUGAUGAAGAACCUGAAAGGGCCGAGUCUGUGUUUGUCCAGUUACGUGACGUAGUGUUGCUGAAAGGGGAGCAGGACAGACCAAUUGCUGGAUCUCCACGCCUUGGAUCAAAGAACGACAUCAUCGCCCAAGUGAUAAUCAAUGCCAACGAUGAUGCAUUUGGAACCCUGCAGCUCUCCACUUCUGCUGUACGGGUUUAUGAAAAUUACGUUGGACCAAUAAUCAACGUCACAAGGACUGGAGGCAUAUUUGCGGAUGUUUCUGUAAAAUUUCAAGCUUUGUCAAUGACAGCAAGAGCUGGUGAAGAUUACAGCAUCUCAUCCUCUGAUGUCAUCUUACUCGAAGGGGAAACCAGCAAGGCAGUGCCAAUUUACCUCCUUAAUGAUGUUGUUCCUGAACUUGAAGAGUCAUUUUAUGUCAAGUUAAUUAAUGAAACCACAGGAGGAGCUGUGCUUGGAGGAAUUACACUGGCAACAAUUACAAUUGAGGCUUCAGAUGACCCUUAUGGAUCCUUUGUUUUCGAAAGGACAGAAUUUACUGUUGCAGAACCGGAAUCUAAAACCACAAAGAUAAAUCUGCCUGUUGUUCGAAAUGCUGGGACACUUGGUAAUGUCACAGUCCAUUGGGUUGCCACCAUGAAUAAACAAGACAUUCCCAGCGAUCUCCAGGAGAAUUUGGGAGAGCUGAUUUUCACUCCAGGGCAAACUGUACAAACUUUGCAAUUGGAACUUCUAGCAGAUGAUAUCCCAGAAAUUGAAGAGGUUAUUCAAGUGAAACUUACUCAUUCCACUUAUGGGAGCUCGGUUGGGAGAAACAAUGUUGUGAAUAUUAUUGUUCCAGCAAAUGACAACCCACACGGCACUGUUCAUUUCACACACACUGUGUACAGAGUUCAGGAGCCACUGGAAAGAAACGCCAGAGCAAAUAUCACAGUGGCAAGAAGCGGAGGUCAUUUUGGGCAAUUGCGAUUACUUUACAGCACCUCUGAAAUUGAUAUUGUCGAUCUUCUGACAAGAGGAGGGCAGGACCUUCUCUCUUAUUAUGACCCCCCAGUUCCUGGAUUUGCAGAAGGACCACCUAUUUUCCAGCUGAAUGUUUCUCAGGAGAUAAAUGCUUUGCAUGCAUGUGCAGCUUCUUGUCUCAAAGAACAAGCUUGUGUGGCUUUCUCAUUCACUGAUUUCUUUGGACAAGCGGCCAAUUGUUCUUGGAUUGGUUCAUCAUCUGAUGUAUUGGUUCCCAGCGUAGAAUUUGCAACAUAUCGCAAGAAUAUUUCCAGUGUGGCCACCCUGCUGAGUAACCGGGCCACUGCUGGCUCUGAUUAUGAGCCAACCUCUGGAGUCUGGGCUGUCAUGCAUGAAGGAGAUGCGUUUGCUAAUCUAUCAGUUUUAAUACAAACUGACGCUGUGGCGGAACUUGAUGAAAAAUUUGCCAUUUCGCUUUUAAAUGUGGAGCUGCAGAACUAUAAUGUAAAGGUUAUUCCAGAAAACCAACCUACAGUCGGCCAACCAAACAUCUCAACUGUUAUCAUAGCCAUGAAUGGAGAUGUGUUCGGCAUCUUUCUCUUGUACAUUGCAAACGUCAAUGCCACGGAAAAAGGAAGUUACCUUGAAGUAAGAGAAGAAACUCGGCUGACAGUACAGCUUGUGGUGGACAGGAGUGGUGGAAGUCUUGGUGAGGUGACCGUGGAGUGGAGUGUAGUUGGUGGCACAGCCAGAAAGAACAUUGAUUUCAUAGGUGAUGGUGAAAUAUUAACAUUUGCAGAAGGCGAGAAUAAAAGAAUUGUCACGUUAAUAAUCGUAGAUGAUGAAGAACCAGAAGAUAAUGAAACCAUUGUAGCCCGUUUGACACACACUGAAGGUGGCAGCCGUAUUCUACCCAGUUCCGACACCGUCACUAUAGUUAUUCUGGCCAACGACUAUGUGGGAGUAGUAGUUAACUUUCAAGCAUCCUCUCUAUCAGUCACUGGACAGGAAGGAGAGACUUUGCUAUUCUGGAUUGAGAGGAGUUCACCAGGAAGUGGGAACAUUACUGUUGACUGGGAAAUUAAUGGGCGAUUUGUCCAGCAAAACUUUGUGGAUAUUCGAGGGACCGUCUUGCUUUCCGAGGGUGUUCUAAAUGCAUCCCUUCUGGUCCACAUACUUGAUGAUGAUGUCCCUGAAGAAAACGAGGAAUACAUAAUUAUUUUGUCAAAUGUCAAAGCACAAGGCAUUCCGUCAACAAUUGCAGUUUCUCUUGACAGCCAUGGAUACAAAGCAAAUCUUACAGUGGAAGCAAGCGAUGACCCACAUGGCUUAAUGACAUUUGCUCUGCCAUCUCACUCGGUUUCUGUUCAGGAAGGCAACAAAAUCAUUCAUCUGUUGGUCAAUAGGGAAUUUGGAUCACUAGGAGUGAUUAACAUCACGUAUGAGACAGUUCGAGGGUCGUUGCUACCUCCCAAUUUAGCUGAGGAGACCCUGGCUGAACCUGGUCUUGAUUUUCUGCAUGUGACUGGUUUUGUUGUUAUGGAAGAAGGGAAAGUUACCACAACCAUAAAUGUGACCAUUUUAGAGGACGAUAUUCCGGAAUUGCAGGAGCUCUUUCUUGUGAAUCUUACAUCUGUGAAGCUCAUCCAAUCUGAUUCAAGCCUUUCCCCCCCUCGAUUGGAUGCAGCAGGUCAGGUUUCUCAGAUAACAAUCGAUGCAAAUGAUGGUGUAAAGGGAAUCAUUCAAUGGCAAAGCAUUAAUUUUGAGGUGAAUGAAACCACAGAGAACCUCACCUUGGUGUUAUAUCGAGAUAGAGGCACAUAUGGGAAUGUAUCACUGUUUUACUAUCCCCAAAAUCUCAAGGCGCAACUUGGAUUGGAUUUCAAUGUACAACCAAUGAUCAUUUAUUUUAAUGAUGGAGAGAGAUACAAAAAUGUGGAGAUUGAAAUCUAUGAUGAUGAUACUCCAGAAGGGGAUGAGGAUUUCCAGAUAAUCCUCGCUAAUGCCUCUUUAGGAUUAGAACUAGGAGAAAGAAUCACAGCCACAGUGAUCAUCUCUGCCAAUGAUGAUGGACAUGGGAUCCUGUUGUUUAACAACACUGAGCACUUUUUCCUUAAGGAGCCAAGUGCCCCUGGUGCAUCAGAGAGCAUCGCAGCACUACACAUUAUACGAAACCCACCUCGAGGAACAUUUGGACAAGUCUCUGUUCAGUAUAUAGUCACAAGUAUGAAUGGAUCUGAUCCUUUGUUGGACCUCACACCUACACAAGGUGUUAUUGUAUUUGAAGAUGGUCUAAAACAGAAGAUUGUGAAGAUUUCUGCUAUAUUGGAUGAAGAGUCCGAGAUGGAUGAAGAGUUCUUGGUUACUUUGUUUGGCCCUACAGGUGGUGCUAGGCUGGGAGACCAAGUACAGAUCAUGAUAACAGUCCUUCAGAAUCAGGCACCACUGGGACUUUUUAGCAUCUUCCCAGUAGGAAACAGGACUCGUGUUCAGAGCCUGGAGGAAGGCAAUAGAACUCUGUAUUUCAAUAUUUCACGAAGUAAAGGUUUAGAGAAUAGAGUCACAGUGGAAUGGGAGACUCAAGCUGGAACAGCAGAUGGAAUCACUGGUGAUAUUCAAGUGUUGUCCAUAUUACAGAGUUUCUCCGAAACACCUGGCUCGAGGUGGUGUUUCCUGAAAUUUAACCACAGCCUGUUUGGAAUUUUUCUUCGAAUAAACGGAAGCAAUUGGAACGUGGAUGCCCUGUCGACCCUUCAUCGAUGGCAGGGUGUAUUUGUCCCAGUGCAGAACAUUGAAGCACAAAAUCCCACAGGCUGCACAUCCUUUGUCAGAAAUGAUGUAUCCUAUAUAAUCAUUACUCACAGUGGAGUAACUGGAUCUAAAGCAUCCAACAACGACAUUUACAGGUUUACAUUGCAAUCUGAAUUAACAUUGAUUCAGGCUUUGACUGUCCCAGAAAGCAGUGAUGUAAAACACUUUACACAUGAAAACCAAGACUAUUUGAUCAUCAGCAGUCAAGUGGACACUUCUGACAGUAACUCAAAGAUUUACAGAUGGGAUGGGAAUGCAUUUAUUUUGCACCAAAACCUACCGACUCGUGGUGCUUCUGGCCUUGCUCUAUUUAAACAAGGAAAUCUCCUCUACCUGGCUGUUUCCCAGAACAACCAGGCAUCGGUCCUCUUUCAAUGGAGCGAUGACCAAUUCGGCAAGCCUCGGAACUUGACCUUCCAUGCAGGAACGCACGUCAGCAGCAUAACUGUUGGGGGUGACACCUACCUUGUCUUGGGCAAUGUUACUACUUGCUCUGUGUACAUUUGGAAGACCGAGCAGCCCUUUUUAAAACUGGUCCAGUCUAUUCCUGUUAACACUGUGAGAAACAUCCAUCUUUUUACACCUCCUUCUGGCUUUGUUCAUCUCCUGUUGAAUGGUGAAAACAAGUCAAAUCUCUACACAUGGAACACAGUGAGCAACCAAUUUACAUCGGUGCUGAAACUCCCACCAUCAAAUCAUAUGGUUUCUGUCAAUGCUCCUUCACGUAAUGGAACCAAAACCCUCAUUGCCUCAGUGGGCAGUUUACAUUCCUGGAUCUAUGAGCUGGCUUCCGUUUCUAAUGAAUCAGAUUUCAUUCCAGGAUCUGAAGAGCUUGUUUUCGAACCUGGGGACAAGGAAGCUGUGAUUGCAGUAAAUAUUCUUGAUGAUGAAAUGCCAGAAGAUGCUGAGUUUUUUACCGUCAGACUCGUCAAUGCAAAAGGGGGAGCUGAGAUUGGUUUUAAUGAUCAUGUGACUAUAGUGAUCCAAGCAAAUGAUGAUGCCCAUGGAAUAGUCGGCUUUGCGCAGAGUUCAUUAUCUAAGCAAGUGGAAGAAUUAGAACAAGACAGUAAGGUCACACUGAGUGUUGAGCGGCUUCGAGGAACUUACAGAGCUCUCACUGUACAUUGGGUAACCAAUGGAAAUGUCAAUGAUAUCUUUCCAACUUCGGGAAUGUUUACUUUUAUAGAGGGUCAAGCACUCGCAUCAGUUUUUCUUGUGGUGCAAGCUGAUGAUAUUCCCGAAGGAGCUGAGGUUGUAACUAUAACACUUGUGAACGUCACCACCAUGGGUGUGCAAGACCAAGCUAAAGGUGCAGUCAUUGACACCAACAAGAAAAUGGCCAUCUUGACUGUUCUGCCCAAUGACUCGCCUUACGGUGUGAUCAGCUGGCACUUGGACUCAGCCAACAUCUCUCUGCUGGAGCCUGAAUUUGAUUCAACAGAUGUCACUUUAACAAUAGUCCGUGAACAAGGAUUUGUGGGUGAUGUUAUUGUCCAGUACAGGACUCAACCAAAUGUUUUCCUUCCACCUAUUAAUCGAGCAACUGAAAACCAAGACUACAACAGUAGCCACGGCGCUGUAAUAUUAAAGGAGGGUAGCACGCAGGCAUUGAUUAGAUUUACGAUAUUUCCUGACAACAUUCCCGAAUUAUAUGAAAGCUUCCUGGUUAAUAUCACCAGUGUGGAACUGAUUGAUGCCUCACUUGUUGGAGGAAAGCCCAGAGUAAAGCAUUUGGAAAUGGAGCUUGCAGAAAUAACAAUAGAAGAGAAUGAUGACCCCAGAGGAAUCAUUCAGUUCAACAUAUCAAGGAGUAAAACUGUUGUCGCUUACGAGAUGGCCCCUCCAGGAAACCUCCUGAGAGUACCAGUGAUCCGCAGUGCUGGUACAUUUGGAGAAGUAAACGUACUUUGGGAAGCACUGCUGGCAAGUGCAAGUUUCUCCGAUUUCACCCCAGCCAAUGGAAGUCUUGCCUUUGCCGAUGGAACGUCUUCUACAAUUCUAGAAAUCACUAUUGUGGAUGAUAACCUGACGGAAAUUCUGGAGACAUUCAGUGUUGUACUGACUCAAGUGAUGGGAGGUGCCAAAAUAGGAGAAGACAAUGUCGUUACCGUCAACAUUCCAAAUAAUGACUCCCCUGUGGGAGUGUUUGGGUUUGAGGAGCGUUCUGUGGUUGUUGAAGAACCAAAGACAUCUGAUGAUCCAGCUGGCCUGGUAUCCUUUACUGUCAGUCGAAAGGAAGGUCAUGGCUCAGUGCAAAUAGUUUGGCAGGUGGAUGAAUCUGCAAUUGAUGACAUUGUACCCCUUUCUGGGACUUUGAACUUCAAUCAGACUGAGACGACGAAGAAGAUUGUUUUACACAUUUAUGCAGAUGCUCUUCUAGAGGGACAAGAACAAUAUGUGAUUCGGCUGAUAUCAGCAUCUAACAAUGCUGAAAUAUCCCCUGUCAAUGGAGUUGCCACUGUCAUUAUUCUAGGUGAUGGUGCAUCAUCUGGGACAAUUGCCAUUGAUGCAUCAAACAGACACAUUCUGAUCGGAGAGCCCAGCAGUGACUACAAUGGAACUGCACAAGUAAUAUUAGUGAGAGGUCCAGGAAAUGUUGGUGAUGUUACUGUAAACUGGAUCAUAAUUCCAGCAGUCUUGAAUGAAUUUGCUGAAAUGAGUGGAACCGUUUUCAUGCGUGACCGACAGGCAUCUGCCACCAUUUUGCUACAGGCAAUACAUGACGAUAUUCCUGAAGAAAAGCAAUACUACCAACUUCAACUGACAGGGGUCAGUGGUAGUGCUAUAAUUAAUGACACAUCAAGCUCUGCUAAUAUCACCAUGGCAGCUAGCGAUUUUCCAUAUGGUCGAUUUUCAUUUUCACAUGAAGAACUUCUAACCUUUGAGAAUGGAAAACAGGCUAAUGUUACCUUUGUGCGAUCUCAUGGUAGUUUAGGCCAUGUUCACCUGUGGUAUCAAAUGUAUAAUGGGACGGCACUGGGAGACGUAGAUUUUGCAUCCAACUCUGGACAGUUGUUAUUUGAACCAGGAGAACAAAUACAACAAAUAUCAGUUGAUAUUCUCGAUGACAGCAUUCCUGAAGGCCCUGAAGAUUUCUUUGUGAAAAUUCUUAAAGUGGAGCUUCAGUCAGAUGGUUCUCAUGACUUCGCCAUCAGAGAUCCUGGCCUUCAACCAGAUCAACCUCCCAUUUUGGGUAACAUCUCGUCCAUUAGGAUUGUGAUACGAACAAAUGACAAUGCAGAAGGUAUUAUAGAAUUUGAGCCACAAUUCCUCAGCAUAGAAGUUGAAGAAGACAUUGGAAUGCUUGGAAUUCCCUUGGUAAGGAAAAUGGGGACGUAUGGAAUUGUCACGGCAGACUUUGUUUCUCAUGCUGCCACCGCUCAUUAUGGAGCUGAUUAUAUUCUUCCGAAUGGGACAAUCACAUUCUACCAUGGACAAAAUCGGAGUUUUAUAAAUGUGACCAUUAUUGCUGACAUAGAAAGUGAAUCCGAGGAGCAGUUUGAAAUCCAGUUGAUAGCAGUCAACGGAGGAGCAAUCCUUGGAAACCAUCUCACCAGCAGAGUAACCAUCCGCAAAAGUGACUCCAUUAGCGGACUUAUUCGGUUCCAAAAUCUGACUCAACAAGUCAUCCCGAAUCCCAACACAACACAGAAAUUAUUGCUGGUGCUGGAAAGGGUUGGAGGACAUACGGGAGAUGUGCAGAUAAAAUGGAACAUUUUGGGUCCAAACUCAGAAACAAUCUUGCCAUCAUCCAAUGCAGACAUAGGUGAGCCUGUGAAUGGAACUUUCUACUUUAGAGACGGGGAGGUCGGUAACAGAAUCAUUGAACUGAACAUCUUGCCACAUGGAGAACUUGAAAUUCAGGAGACUUUCAUCAUCCAACUUGGCCUAGAUAUUGGAGAAGCUGAAAUUGAUCGUGCAGAUGGGAAAGUGUUUUUGACUGUACAGAAGUUUGGAAAUCCCAAUGGUAUAGUCCAGUUUACUGAAGAGUCUUUGUAUGUAAAGACUUACUUGGAACCAUCAAAUCAAGAAGAAUUGAUAAAUAUUUCAUUCAGUGUUACAAGGACUAAAGGAAUAAUGGGAGAUGUAAAGGUGCACUGGCAGCUCUGGAGUGACUCUGACAUGACAGGAGAUGUUUUACCGACCAGUGGCUCAGUCACUAUCCUGGAUAUGCAACAGAAUGCAGAGAUAAACCUUAAGCUGUUAGCUGAUGACAUUCCCGAAUUAGAUGAAGUUUAUACCAUUAGGCUGGUAUCUGUAGAAGGAGGUGCCGAUUUGGAUGAAGAUAAAGACUGGACAAGAUUUAUUGUUCCAGCAAAUGACGACCCGUAUGGCUUAUUUGCAAUUUACCCAGAGAGACAAAGUGUAAUUGUUGAAAGUGAUUUGAAUCGCUACUAUCAGAUUAACAUUACAAGACAUGGUGGGACAUUUCAAGACGUGAUUGUAGAAUACAAGAUCAUAUUCCACAGGGAAGGAUUUGCAACCGGUGAAUUGUUGGGACAUGUGUUGGUCAGAGAUGGGGCCAACUUUGCUAUCGCCAAAGUGCCAAUAUCAAAUCGGACUUUCCUCAGACUCGAUUCUGCUGUUUCCGUUCAAUUAAUGAAUGUGACCCUUGUGAGUGGAAAUACUUCAACACCUCCUAAGCUGUUAACCGGGACAGAUUCGGCCAAUGUUUUUGUCCCAGAAGAAGCAGUAAAUUCUCAGGUUGGCUUUGAUUCUUUGGUACUUCAAGUCUCAGAUAUUUCUGCUGGCACAUGUUGGGCUGUCAUCUCACGGAAUGGUGUGUAUGGGCUUGUUGUUAUCGAGUGGAGAAGUGGCUACCCCAAUGACAAGGGCCCUGUUGGAUUUACGCAUGGCUAUGUCAAACCUGCAUUUGGUUCAAUUGUCCUUUCCCAUGGUGAAAAAAGAAAGCCAUUGUUACUCACCGUACCAACUACUAACUUCACGGGCGAGGAAUCUUUUGCCAUUCAUCUGGUUGCGGUACACAGUAAUUUUACUGGUAAAGCUGAACUAAGAUCAGGAUUCACUGUUGCUGAAAUUGAGCCGUUUGGAGUCUUUCAACUUGCCCCUCAUUCAAGGCAGAUCAGAAUAGGAGAGGAUGUAGGAGUAACUACUUUGCAUAUUCAGAGACUCUUUGGUUUCCGCGGCAACAAAACGAAAUUGACCUACAGUACCACAGCAGGUAGUGCCAAACCUGAUGAAGAUUUUGAAUGCAUCCAAAGAGGAGAACUGGUCUUUACUUCACAUCAGACUGAAACUACUAUUGAUCUGUUGAUCAUCAAUGAUCACAUUCCAGAACCAGAUGAAGUUUUUUAUUUAAAUUUGUCCAGCAUUGAAGUUCUGGAUUACAAGCCAAAUAAUACAGAAGAACAAACUUACUUGAAUCCAAACUUUAGUGUGUCAUCUAUAACGAUUAUUGCCAAUGAUGCCACCAGGGGUGUUUUAAGUAUCGGUCCCACUGUGAUACACGCCUUAGAGGGCACCGAUGGGAAGACGGUAAAUGUAAUGCUUCAUAUCCGAAGGACUCUGGGAUUCACUGGCAUUGUCAGUGUGAGUGUUGUCACCUUUGGAGAAAAGAAGCUUGGAAGUGGUACACAACAAACCCCUUUUCAAACCAGCCAGCAAAAUUCUACUCUCUCCUGGGCCAAAGAGGGAGAGGAUUUUGAAGAUGAAGCUUUGAAUGUUACUCUACAAGAUGAGGAAAAGGAAAUCGAUAUAUCCAUCCACAUUUUCGAUGACAAUGAACCAGAGGGACAAGAAUUUUUUUUUGUCUAUCUAACAGAUCCCGGUGGAGGUGCACAAAUUGUGGAAGGAAAAGAUGAGCAUGGACUCAUGGCUUUUAUGAAGAUAGUUAUCUUGGGAAAUGAUGUACAGAAUGGCAUUAUAGGUUUUGCAUGGGUCUCCCAGAGUAACCCUGUGCUGGAUGAAGACUCUGACAAUAGAGAGCUUCGCCUGGCAGUUGAAAGGCAAAAGAUCAGAUCCUUUGAGGAUGUGACGAUUUCUUGGCGUGUGAGCUUUAAGAGAACAGAUGUUGUACUGCAAAGAGAUGGGGUAGACCUGACCAACGAGCUCAUGGCCACAUCAGGAAUGAUCCUUUGUUUAUCUGGAGAGACUCGGUGCCCAAUCGCCAUUGAAAUCAAACCAGAUCAGAUCCCAGAAUCUGAAACAUGGUUUCUUGUGGAAAUCUAUGAAGUGGGAGCAGGAGCCCUGAUAAAUGACAGUGCUCGAUUUUUAAACAUUACAAUAUUGGAGAGUGAUAACCUUCACGCAUCGAUCUAUUUUACUCCAGGAUCUUGGCUCACUGUGGUUGAUCAGAAGGCUACAUUUGUCACCCUGCAGGUUGUUAAGAAUGUUGGUUCAAGUACUGUUGCAAAUGUUAGUUAUCAAACACAGGGAUUAAGGAAGGGUGAGCUGAUGGGCCAAACCUUAAUAUCCCCAGCAAUUGCCGGGAUGGAUUUUGUGAAAUCGGAAGGCAUUUUAACUUUUCAACCAGGACAGCUAAACAUAACGUUGAAUAUUGUUCUUACUCCAGAGCUGACAUCUUCCAAUCUAUUUCCCAAACGAUUUCAAGUGGUGCUCUAUAAUCCCACUGCAGGAGUUUUGUUGGAUGAAAAAUACAACAUAGCAAAUAUUACAAUAGUCACAGACGCUGACACUCAGUUCCUCUGGGUUUUGGCUAAUCAGUUAUACCAACCUCUUGAUGAUGAAUUAAUAAAUCAAAUUCUUCAGAAAUUGCAAAGCAAGCUGACUGUGGAGACCACAGGAGAACAACUCAGUGCAGUAAUGAAAGUGUUUGAAAAGGUACUCGAGGAAGGAGAAAGGGGGCCUCUCAGUGAUACCGGAAGAGAACUACUGUAUAAUAGUCUUUGUGCACUGUUAGAUCCUACUCGUAUGGAUACCAAAGGAUUUAGUCACCUGUCUGAAGUGACUGAAAGAUUUGCCUUCUCACUCCUCACUGAUGUAGAAUGUGGAUCACCUGGUCAGAGAGGCAAGACAGUUCUUGAUACCUGCCAGUACCUCACUAUUCAAUCGUAUCACUGGUAUCCCCAACAAAUUAAUGGGCACAAAGUUGAGUGGAAGAACGGUGAUUCCUUGCAAGUUCCUGAACGGUUGCUGGACGUUUCUUCUCCACCCUCUGAACCGGGACGUGAAAAUUGUCAGCGUGUGCAAUUCACGGAGUACAGCAGCCAGCAAUGGUUCCAAACCAACGCAAAUAGGAAUGCCCUCAACAACAAAAUAUUUUCAGCAAGCCUAAAGGAUCGUGAUCCACAACCUCUUGCAGACAACAACACAAUAACCUAUCGUAUUCACAGUCCUGAAAGCCGCAUUGUUCCUCAAACAUCCGCAUGCCUCCUAUGGAACAAGGAAACCAAGAGUUGGUCGUCAAGUAACCUGUUCUGUCGAGUGGUUUUUGAAGCAAAUAACUUUGUGGAAUGUGCCUGUUCACACAUGUCCACCUACACUGCCACUGCCCUAACAGAUGAACUUUCCUUCGACAAUGAAGCCUUCUUCUCAGCUGCAUUUAUUUGCAUUUCAGGUUUAUCCUUGGCCAUUUUGUCUCACCUGCUGUGUUCAGGAUUCUCCAUGUUUGCAGCCAAACUUCUCAUGCACAUGAUGGUCGCCUGCCUUGGAACUCAGAUCUCGUUUUUGAUGUCUGUUUACCUGAGUCGGGAACUCUCAAACGAAAGUUGCUCUGCCCUUGGAUUGGUGAUGCACUACCUAUACCUCUGCCAGUUCAGUUGGAUGCUCAUUCAGUCUGUCAAUUUCUGGAAGGUGUUAGUGAUGAACGAUGAACACACAGACCGGCACUACCUGCUCUUCUUUGCUCUGAGUUGGGGUUUACCUGCUUUUGUCGUGGCUCUGCUUGUAAUUAUCCUACGAGGGGCUUAUAACUGGAGCAUGCAAGAAGUCUACGGUACCAUACAUGGCGACGUGUGCUUCAUUCCAAAUAUGUAUGCAGCUCUUGCCUCAGCAGCUUUGAUGCCUUUAUUAUGCCUUGUGGGAGUCCUUGUGAUUUUUAUCUACAUCUAUCAGGUUGUGCACCAGUGGAAAUCCUAUGAUGAUAUUUUCAGGGGGAAGGCAAAUGGAAAAGAAGUUCCUCUUGUGCUGUACCUUUUCACUCUGAUAUCAUUGACAUGGCUGUGGGGAGGCCUGUACAUGGCCUACAGACACUUCUGGAUGCUGGUACUGUACGUUAUCUUCAACAUCCUGCAGGGCCUGUAUGUUUUUGUGGUCUAUGUUAUCUUGCACAAUCAACUCUGCUGGCCAGUGAAAGCCAGCUACAGUAUGGAAAUCAAUGGUCAUCCCAGUCCUGGGUCAACCUAUCUGACAACAGGCAGUGGUGCACCAUCCGUAGGAGGGGAGAUCAGCAAGUCCACUCAGAACCUAAUCACUGCAAUGGAGGAGAUACCAGCUGACUGGGAACAAGCCUCUUUAAGAACCAGCAGUCAAGCAAGCAGCAUCUUCAAGCAAAGUCCACUGAAUGGCAACACUUAUGGCACUAAAGGAGAUUAUGGUACUGGAAACUUGGUGGGGGAUGAAGAGUCACAAGAGUUUGAUGAUUUGAUAUUUGCCUUAAAAACUGGUGCCGGCCUCAGUGCCAGCGAUAAUGAGUCGUAUCACGGAAGCCAAGAUGGUCGAAGCAUUGCUAAUUCACAGAUUGUGGAGCUCCGAAGAAUACCAAUAGCAGACACUCACCUUUAACAGCCUUCCCUGCUUUGCAAUCGAAAUUUGAUCAUAUUUUUAUACUUUUUGGAUGUCCUUCUUUUGCACUAAAAUUUUGCAUUUAAAUAUUUAGAGCAGUGUUAUACUUUACACCGUUUGUACAACAUUUUGUAACGUUCAACUGAUUAUAACCUUAGACUUCAAUGUAAACCGUUGAAAAGUGUUUUCUGUAGUUUUUUUUAAACUUGAGUACAAAAAAGUAAAUUUUAAUUAUUAACUAAUAUGAAUGAUCGAUUUCUGUAGAACCUAGAUACAAAUUGAAAAAAAUAGCAAUAAAUGACUGAUGUAAAUCAUUUACAUCUUCCCUUAGAAGCAAUACAAUAAAAAUAAUUUUGUGGUCAUUUGUGACUAUGAAUAUGAAAAGAAAACUUGUAUGAAGUUUUAUUUUAUACUAGACCAAGUGCAGACCCGUUGGGUCUGCUCCCCCAAUGGUGUGAUUCCCCCAACCCAAUAUUCCACCAUGCACCCGUCUCCUCCAAUGGAACUGAAGCCGUUGCCAAAUGUAAGUUUCCAGCACUGCCCUGCCUCCCUCAAUUGCACCUCCCCUGCCUGCUGCAGGAGUGAAAAGUUCAGUGUUCCUGUCUUGCAACUUUGUUUCGAAGUGUGUUGGAAGCUGAUAGGAAGGAGCAGCCGUCAACGAAUCAAAAGGCAGGAAGGGAUCCGUACUGCAGGCGGACGGAUGGAUUUGAGUUUUAUAUAUUAAUAGAUAGAUAUUUGGCAGCAAUGGCUAAGUUGGAAUCCAUUGUCCAUUCUUAAUAGGCUUGAGAAAUAGGAGGCAAACCACUGCAGCCCCUCAGCUAAUGGCAUUCCCUCAUGAACCAGUGCAGUUGUUCAGGGCAAAGAUCCUCCGCUAUAGGAUCUUUGGUUCAGGGUAUGGUAUCAGAUUCAGAUUCAGAUUCAAUUUAUUGUCAUUAUGCAGUGUACAGUACAGAGACAACGAAAUG
Leucoraja erinaceus (little skate) is the source of this 19756-nucleotide messenger RNA. RefSeq names its product adhesion G-protein coupled receptor V1-like. The record is from RefSeq and is a predicted model, not a curated record. Lineage: Eukaryota; Metazoa; Chordata; Chondrichthyes; Rajiformes; Rajidae. Gene Ontology annotation, molecular function: G protein-coupled receptor activity. The transcript has 90 exons. Gene Ontology annotation, biological process: cell surface receptor signaling pathway; G protein-coupled receptor signaling pathway; cell communication. The coding region runs from base 168 to 18791 and encodes 6207 amino acids. Gene Ontology annotation, cellular component: membrane.